AUGGCAGAGACCGGGACCGUAUCACAGCCGGUGCAGUCCAGUCACUCUGUCCCUGCAGCAGACAUGGUUUUUGCUCCAUUACGUGGUAACAGAUCACAGCUGCUCAGGAUCUCCAUGUUUUGCACACGCCGUCUCUACAUCCACCUGGCCAUAAUUGUUAUGGUAGUGUUCAUCCUGGCCAUUAUCAGGCUGAUGACCCAGGUCCGAGUCACUUUUGUCCAUUUCCACAUGAACAGUGAUGCUGAUGUUGAACUCGUCAAUUUGCCUUUGUCAUUCUCUUCGGUGAGAGGUGCCUAUUGCCUGGAUGGCUCACCUCCAGCUUAUUAUUACAGGUUUAGUCCAGCUGUCAAUUUUUGGAUUGUAUAUCUUCCGAGUGGGGCCUGGUGUGUGUCAGAAGAAGACUGCUACGAAAGAAGUUUGACAAAACUUGGCUCCAGUCAUGAAGCUCCAAAUGUGUUAUACUAUAAUGGAAUUCUGUCCAAAGACUGUAAGAAAAACCCAGAUUUUUGCCUGUGGAAUGUUUUAGUUCUUCUUUACUGUGAUGGCGGUUCAUUUCUGGGUAAUGUGUCUGAUAUUGUAUACUACAAAUCAAAGCCUUUAUAUAUUCGAGGUGCUCUAGUAUUUGAUACCUUGAUAGAGUACCUGAUUGCAAAUACCGGCCUGGGCGCUGCGGAGCAGGUGGUGCUAGCAGGAUCUUCAGCUGGUGGUACUGCAGCUCUCAUCCACGCAGACAGACUCCGCAGCAGACUUCCACUGUCUGUGAAGACUCUACAUGUACUAGUCGAUGGAGCCAUGUUUGUAGAUGUGCCUAGCAUCACUGGCAAGCGUUUGAUGGCUACAACUUUUCAGGCCGUUUAUAAAUUACAUUCUUUAAAUU
Molecule: messenger RNA, 877 nt
Organism: Candidula unifasciata
Lineage: Eukaryota; Metazoa; Mollusca; Gastropoda; Stylommatophora; Geomitridae
Source: the annotation of a GenBank genome assembly